Messenger RNA from Brienomyrus brachyistius, 2371 nucleotides. It is a transcript of the gene rab18a, whose product is annotated as RAB18A, member RAS oncogene family. The coding region runs from base 86 to 703 and encodes 205 amino acids. The record is from RefSeq and is a predicted model, not a curated record. Gene Ontology annotation, molecular function: GTP binding; GTPase activity. Lineage: Eukaryota; Metazoa; Chordata; Actinopteri; Osteoglossiformes; Mormyridae. The transcript has 7 exons.
UUCGCUGCCAAAGCGCUGGGCGACGUCAGACUUGCUCGCGACCGAUAGUCUCAUUGCGCCCGCUUAGCUUCAAGUGACAGGGAAGAUGGACGACGACGUCCUGACAACUUUGAAAAUCCUCAUAAUUGGGGAAAGUGGCGUCGGGAAGUCCAGCCUUCUGUUGAGAUUCACAGACGAUACGUUUGAUCCUGAACUUGCAGCAACUAUUGGCGUUGACUUUAAAGUUAAAACGAUAUCGGUGGAUGGCAACAGGGCAAAGCUCGCUAUCUGGGACACUGCUGGUCAGGAGCGUUUCAGGACGUUGACUCCCAGUUACUAUCGCGGCGCCCAGGGAGUCAUUCUGGUGUACGACGUUACGAGGCGUGACACGUUUGCCAAACUCGAUAACUGGCUGAACGAGUUGGAGACAUACAGCACACGGAACGAUCUAGUGAAGAUGCUCGUAGGGAACAAAAUCGACAAGGAGAACCAUGAGGUAGACAGGAGUGAGGGCCUGAAGUUUGCGAGGAAGCAUUCCAUGCUUUUUAUAGAGGCCAGCGCCAAAACCCGGGAUGGCGUGCAGUGCGCGUUCGAGGAGUUGGUGGAGAAAAUCAUCCAGACUCCAGGGCUGUGGGAGAGCGAGGCGCAGGGCCGGGGGGUGCGGCUGUCCGACGAACAGCUGACAAGAGGCGGGAUGUGCGGAGGUUACUGCUCCAUGUUGUAAACAACAGCAAAAAAACAUAAAUGCAGAAAUACACAUUCGCGUAUACAAAAAGGAAGUGAUGAAAGUAUAAUUUGUACCUAUCUAAACGGCUCCUGGUCUGUCGCACCUGUCCUCCCCCAUACACCCACUGGCUGCCUCCUUCGGGACGGUGCUAUCAGCACAUUUCCUGGUAUCGUGGUGGCACUGUGUGUGACACUUCCUGCAGACCCGCACACCCUCCUCCCUUACCCAUACCUGUACUCGAAGUGCGCGUGACAAGCACCUUGUCUGCACUUUUUGGGAAGUCCCUAUAGUAACAUGGUGUGUGCAGGGAAGUGUCGGGGUAGGUGCUUGUCCAAGCCUAGCCAAGGGUGGCCAUUUUCAGCCCCUGAGAGUCCUAUAACCAUCCAAACUGAUGGCAGAGGUGAGUCUAUUCCUGUUCUUUUUUUUUUUUUUUUUUUUUAAGAAAACUUUUUAUCUUGUAUGCUUGAUGUCACUCUCUUGAUGUCCUUCCUGUGAAUGUGUCUGUUUUUCCUUCCCUAAAAUCCUGAAUGUUGGGACCUGGUUUGUUUAGGUAAGCACAGCUUAUUCUCUCCAAGAAUCCUGGAAUUGACCGCCGGCCUUUUCUAGCACAUUCUGUUCAGAAUUAUGCUUUAGGAAAGAGUAGUUGCAGAGGUUUUUUUUUUUUUUUUAAAAAUCCAUGAUGACAUGACCCAGUUACGUUAUGCACAACUAUCUGUUCACCUGAGCCAGCUAGCCAGUUGCAGGAAAUAUCCGUUUAAGAGACAUUUUGGACUGGUGUUUUACAGCUUUUAAUAAUGUCGGCCCACCACACAUAUUAAAACGUGUUUCAGAGGGUUUAUAAAUCAGCUUGGCGCAGGGCCUUAGUGUGGUAUGCAAAAUAGCGAUAAAAACGACAUGUCUCCUUUUAUUUUCCUUUUUCUGUAAUGAGCGCACACGUACUCCGCGUAGGCCGGUCCCCUCAGAAGGGCGUCAGCACACCGGGUUCAGAUCGCUGUUCUGUGUCUGUGGUAACUGGGAAAGUCGUUUAGGAAAUAAGGAUAUCGGAGAAACUCAUGGUCCCACGGGAAAGUGUUCAGUGCCAUUCUUGGAUUGAUAGGUGUCCACCUCUGUCACUAUUAUCUGAACCUAUAUUUAUCCUUUUGUGUGUGUGUGUGUGUGUUCCAUAUUCCUCUUUGCUUUUUGUUAACCUAUACCUAGCAUGGGGGUAAGACUGGUUAUUUGGGGGUGGGUAUGCUGUUCUGCACAGGAUUGUGUUAAAAUGCAUGCCUUAUUAAUUCAUUAUAUUGUUUGUUUUUCUUUCUUUCUGCAUGGGAUUUGUAUAAAAUAUUGUAUAAAAUAAAACACUAUAUGCCUUUUCAAUCCAUGUUCAGCAAUGAAGAAUAUUGGUGACUGUAUGUCCACCUUCUGUGUAUAACAGACCAAAAAUGACUUUUUAAAUUACCUUUUUGCGCGUCUAUGCCUGUUAACACGCUUCUGUGUCUUUAUGCUACGAAAUUACACAAUUCAUACUUUCUUUUAUGCAUCGUGACACUGUAUUCAUGUUUGAAAUCCUUGUUAUGUGUCAAUGAAAUCACAGUAUGCAACACCUUUCAAUGGACUCUAGGGCUGCUGUACUUAAGUUGCUGAACAUUAGUUUCUUGUAAAAUAAAGACUUGCCUAAAUACA